AUGUCUCCAGAUCCAAAACCGCAAACACGGAAGCGUGGUCGUCCCGCAAACGCGUCCAAAUCUGCUGACGCCAGCGCGUCGCAAGAUCGUCCAGAUGAGCACGAAGCCGAUAACGAAGAGUCUGCACCUUCGAAACAGAGAGGGCGCCCCAAGAAACAAAUACAACAAGAUGCGACAGAAGAAACAGUAGCCCACGAAGACAAACCUCGAAAGAAGCGCGGUCGGCCAACAACUGAAGAUAAGAAUGCGGAAAAGACAGCACAAGAUGCAGCACAGCCCAAAAAAGGACGCGGUCGACCCUCGCUUGAGAAAAAUCAAGAUGAGCAGGAAAUAGAGCAGGAAGCAACAGAGAAUUCGGUACAAGGGAAGCGAAAGCGCGGCCGCCCAUCGCUCGAGAAAAAUAAAGACGACAAUGAGCCUGAGCAGGAGGCUGUAGAUAAAGAGGCGCAACCGAAGAGAAAGCGCGGCCAUGCAAAAAACUACCCGGACGGCCAAGAACCUGAGCGCCAGGUGGCAGAGAACGAGGUACAGCCUAGGAGAAAACGGGGUCGCCCUUCUCUUGGAAAUGAUGAGAACGAGAGGCAAACCGAAGAAGAAAUGGCCAAAUCGGCAGCGCAAGCAAGGAAGAGACGAGGUCGUCCUCUCGAAAAAGACCAGAAUGAAGCAGUAGAUGAUCCCGCGAAACCACAACGGAAGAGAAAGACGAAUGAAAAGCAAGCAGAGCAGCCAGAUGAACAAGACGAGGAGUCUCAACCACGCAAAAGGGGUCGCAAAGCGACUCAGCAUCCCGAAAGACCUUAUGUAGAGCCAGAAGACGCAGAACCACCCCCUCGAAAGAAACGUCAACGUAAAGUGCUGGAACCCGAACCGGAGGAACAAGAGACUGGGGAGGAACACGAGAACAGACGAAGCCCGCGAAACUCUUAUGGGAAUGUAGAGAGGAAUGCCCAUGGAAACACUCGCCGGGUGCAAAAUCCCAACGUUGGCGCAUCGCAGGAAGAUGCAGAGCAACAACAACCUGGCAAAGAUACCAAGAAGGUUGGGCGACGAAAGGGCGGCAAGUCAUCCGCUGAGAGUACGAAUGAUCUUGGACAACAACAGCAGCAAGGUACCAACAAGAAAAGGCGCGGCAGCAAAGACAACGCACAAACCGAUUCAGAUGAAUCCCUUCCCUCUCCUCAGAAGCCAUAUCUUCAUAUUGCCCCUUUCAAACGCACCAUCCGCUCCUCUCAUAUUGCUGCAAAAUGGUCUCCCCUAUCCGGUUUGUCCCUCCCCACUGCAACAUCGAUCCUUACACUCGCCCAAAGACCCAUUCUUCAACGGACAGCCACGACCCGUAACCGACGCACCCACGCAACCGCAGCAUUGAACCUCGUCUCGCGACGUAUAGAGCGCAAGCUUGCCCGUGGCCUACCCUUUCCCCCUGCAUCCUCUACAACAAGUACGAGGCGCCGCGCAGACGCAGACGGAGGUCGCGCGAUGGAACUCGAUUUUGAAGCCGUGCUAGAUGGGAAACAGACAUUGGACAGACAGUUGCAACCAGCGAAGCAUGCUGUGGGACUAUUAAAGGCUGAAAAGGAUAGGAUUGAGAAAGAGCUUGAGAAAGACUACGAGGAACUGAGGCGGUUGGAGGCGAAUGCAAGGGCGCAGACAAGAGAGCGCAAGGACCUAUUUCGAAAAGCACAUAUCCUGGCGCGGACAUCAUGGGCUACGAUCAAACACCAGGAUACAGAGUUUGUGACAGACAAAGACGAGGGAAGCCUCAAGGACCUCGUGGAUACGCCUCUCGAAUCUGUAGCCCUCCAACUUGCUGGCCACGUUGACAGCAUCCGUGGAAACCUUCAGCAGGCCGAGGGUGUGACGCCACAACUUGACCGUACAAAGGCAGCGUUACAAGACGUGCUGCAGCGGUAUCUGGAUGCCGAUGCUUAUGAGCACGUCCUGCUUGGAUGA
Molecule: messenger RNA, 1953 nt
Organism: Fusarium coffeatum
Lineage: Eukaryota; Fungi; Ascomycota; Sordariomycetes; Hypocreales; Nectriaceae
Exons: 3
Coding region: 1-1953 (650 amino acids)
Molecular function (GO): DNA binding
Source: RefSeq, a predicted model, not a curated record